Durusdinium trenchii is the source of this 318-nucleotide messenger RNA. The record is from the annotation of a GenBank genome assembly. Lineage: Eukaryota; Dinophyceae; Suessiales; Symbiodiniaceae.
AUGCAACUCUUACAAAAUUGGUUCCAAGGCCAUGGGCUUCGUAUCAGAGCCGAAAGCUUUGAAAGGGGAUUGCCCGUUGAUGCUUGCGGCGCUCACCAGAAGUUGUUGGCUGUUUUCAUCGCCUUCCUUCUAGUGGCAAAUGAUGUAUCCAUCAGAGAUGCUGUGGCCGUUCAGCCAUGUGAAUGUGGAUUUGCCGGAUUGCCUGACGGCAGAGGCUGUUUGGUGCACAAGUCCUCCGAUGUGGCGAGCCUCCAUCCAGAAGCGGCCGCGGUCCGCAGUUUCAAUCAUGUUUGGAAGAAACCAGCAUUGCUUCUUUAA